Molecule: messenger RNA, 1362 nt
Organism: Cyprinodon variegatus (sheepshead minnow)
Lineage: Eukaryota; Metazoa; Chordata; Actinopteri; Cyprinodontiformes; Cyprinodontidae
Gene: skap2
Product: src kinase associated phosphoprotein 2
Exons: 12
Coding region: 73-1107 (344 amino acids)
Cellular component (GO): plasma membrane; cytoplasm
Molecular function (GO): protein binding
Source: RefSeq, a predicted model, not a curated record
AGCUUCUUCCGUGUAGCUGCUGUGAAAUCUCUCUUCUGGUCCACCGAGCGCAAGCUGUCAUUUCUGUCCACGAUGCGUGGGAUUCCCGACGAGUUAACGACGCUGAUUUCAGAUUUGGAACAGUUCCUCUGUGAUGGAUUAAAAGCUGAAAAUUUAAGCAAGAAGGCAAAAGAGCGGAAGGAAGCCUUUAUCAAACGAAUCAAAGAAGUCAAACUAAGCUUUCCCCAAGAUUUCAAGGAUAAAGUAGGUGGAGAUGAUUCAGAAGAAGAUGAGGAAGUUGACAGCAACAACGACGCUGCCUCUAUGCACUCGGAGCGCACGGACAAGGAUGAGGAAGGAUGUGAAGGUGCCCAGCAAGCUGUGGCAGCUCAGGACCUGACAUCUGUCUUUAAAGCAGGGUAUCUUGAAAAACGCAGGAAGGAUCACAGUUUUUUUGGCACCGAAUGGCAGAAGAGGUGGUGCGCUCUGAGCCAUAACACCUUCUACUAUUAUGGCAGUGAGAAAGACAAGCAGCAAAAAGGGGAGUUCAACAUCGAUGGCUACAAUGUCAAAAUGAACUACACCUUACGGAAAGACUCGAAGAAGGACUGCUGCUUUGAAAUGUCGGCCCCAGACAAGCGGGUCUAUCAGUUUUGUGCGUCAUCAACGAAGGAGGCUGAGGAAUGGGUGAAGCAAAUCGACUUUGUGUUGAAAGACAUGACGGGUAUUAUCCCAGAGGAAGAAGAGACAGAGUUUUAUGAUGAUGUUGGAACUGUUGCUCCUAUCGAACCUGGUGAAGACAUCUAUGAAGAGCUGCCAGAAGAGGAGAUGCCUGCUCCAGUCAAACCUCGCCCACAAGUCACAGCCUCUGCUAAACCUUCUCUUCCUCCUACUCCAGCUGCUUCUCCUGCUCCUCCUACGGUUGACAAGAGCACAGACUAUGCAAAUUACUACCAAGGCUUAUGGGAUUGCACAGGGGACCAUCCAGAUGAGCUGUCCUUCAAACGUGGAGAGGCGAUCUACAUCUUGAGCAAGGAGUACAGCAACUUUGGCUGGUGGAUCGGAGAGAAGAACGGAGCCAUCGGCAUCGUUCCUAGGGACUACCUGAUGGAGCUGUAUGCCAUGUAAACCUGCAUUAGGUUAACUUGCUGACACGUCAUGCAACCUCUGCUUGAGCCACUUGUCUGCUGUUGCAAUUUUUUUUGGAUAAAAAGACUGAAAUAAAUGCCCUGUUUCAUUAUCAGUUAGUCUGACAGUUACAAAAAUUGUGAUUUGACUAAAAAAGUAUUUUCUUGCAAUUUUUCUAUACUUUUCUAUUUAUUUUCCUUUGAUCCUAUUUUGAAGUUAUUUGUUAUACCAUUGUAGUGUUGCUUUUUGCAAAUA